Molecule: messenger RNA, 1062 nt
Organism: Lodderomyces theae
Lineage: Eukaryota; Fungi; Ascomycota; Pichiomycetes; Serinales; Debaryomycetaceae
Product: putative GTPase
Exons: 1
Coding region: 1-1062 (353 amino acids)
Cellular component (GO): cytoplasm
Molecular function (GO): GTPase activity
Source: RefSeq, a predicted model, not a curated record
AUGUAUGGGCAAGUUGUAAUUGGUCCUCCAGGAGCAGGCAAAUCCACCUAUUGCCAUGGAAUGUAUCAAUUCUUAUCAGCAAUUGGACGUAAACUGAGCAUUAUAAAUUUGGACCCAGCGAAUGAUAGACUUCCUUACCCUUGUGAUUUGGAUAUAAGAGACUACAUCAGCUUGGAUGAUGUCAUGAAUGAGCUAAAUUUGGGCCCCAAUGGUGGUUUGAUGUUUGCUAUGGAACUGUUGAUUGUCAACGGCAUUGAGUUGUUCCUUUCAAAAGUUAAAAAGCUUGUUGAUGAAAGAAGUUAUUUACUUUUUGACUGUCCAGGACAAAUCGAGUUAUUUACUCAUCAUGGUGCAUUGCACAAGAUAUUCAAUACGUUGACAAAACAAGCAAAAUUAAGGCUAUGCGUUGUAUCGUUGGUAGACUCCAUCUAUUUGACCAGUCCGUCACAAUACAUUUCCAUAUUGCUACUAAGUCUACGAUCAAUGUUGCAAUUGGAGCUCCCUCAAGUCAAUGUCAUUAGCAAGAUCGAUUUGUUAAAAGGUUAUGGGCCUUUGCCUUUUAGGUUAGACUACUAUACAGAGGUCCAAGACUUAAAUUACCUAACUCCCUAUUUGGAAAAGGAAUCAAACUCGGUAUUGGGUAAAAAAUAUGUACGUUUGACGCAACUAAUAGGUGAAUUGGUGGAAGAGUACCAUUUGGUGGCAUUCGAAGUACUAUUCGUCGAAGAUAAACAGAGCAUGAUCAAUUUAUUAAGUGUCAUAGACAAGGCCAAUGGAUACAGCUUUGGCAGUGAGGUUGGAGGUGAUACAAUUUGGAACGAAGCGAUCAGGCAAGGCGGUUCUGUCGGUGUUCAAGAAGUGGAUAUUCACGAACGAUGGAUUGAUGAAAAGGAAAAGUUUGAUAAAGAAGAAGAAAAGAGAAGAAACGCGGUAAAUGAAGAAGAAGAGGCUAUGGAUAUCGAUAAACAAGAUGUUGAUGAGAAUGUGGAGGAUGCGGAAUGGCAAGCUGCAUUACGUGAUUGGGAGGAAACGCGUGGAGGGAAUGGUGCCAUGAAUAGAUGA